Molecule: messenger RNA, 633 nt
Organism: Exserohilum turcica Et28A
Lineage: Eukaryota; Fungi; Ascomycota; Dothideomycetes; Pleosporales; Pleosporaceae
Product: carbohydrate esterase family 5 protein
Exons: 3
Coding region: 1-633 (210 amino acids)
Biological process (GO): carbohydrate catabolic process
Cellular component (GO): extracellular region
Molecular function (GO): cutinase activity
Source: RefSeq, a predicted model, not a curated record
AUGCCAGUCUCUGAGGCGGCAAUCCAGAGCCGGCAGUUGAGCGGAUCCAGCACCAGCAACGAUCUUGAGAACGGGAGGGCGGGGGCUUGUCCCAAGGUGAUUUUCAUCUUUGCUCGUGCUAGCACCGAGCCUGGAAACAUGGGCAUAUCCACAGGUCCGGCCGUUGCAUCCGCUCUGCAGCGCACUUAUGGCGCCAGCAACGUUUGGGUCCAGGGUGUUGGUGGCCCAUACGGGGCGGGGUUAUACGACAACAUCCUCCCAGGCGGUACUUCGACUGCUUCCAUUAACGAGGCUGUGAGACUGUUCAAACAGGCCAACACAAAGUGCCCUAGUACUCCCAUUGUUGCUGGUGGUUACAGCCAAGGAACUGCCGUCAUGGCCGGCGCUGUCCCCAAGCUCUCGGACGCCGUCCGCAAGCAAGUCAAGGGCAUCGUUCUCUUUGGCUACACCAGGAAUUACCAGAACGGCGGCGCAAUCCAGAGCUACCCUCAGUCGAACUUGAAGGUGUACUGUGCCGCUGGCGAUCUCGUAUGCCUUGGUUCUCUUUACAUUACCGCAGCUCACUUUUCUUACAAUGCCGAUGCUGCGGGCCCUGCGCCCAGGUUCUUGGAGAGCAAGAUUGGUGCGGCGUGA